This is a messenger RNA of Acaulospora morrowiae, 140 nucleotides long. The record is from the annotation of a GenBank genome assembly. Lineage: Eukaryota; Fungi; Glomeromycota; Glomeromycetes; Diversisporales; Acaulosporaceae.
ACAUUUCAUUGGAAAUCGCUCUUAAAAAGUCUUCGGUGGAACCAUGUGGUCGUUCGGUCUCAACGUUUGUAGAUGAAAAUCGAGCCCAAAUUCUCUUCUUAGAUGCUUUAUAUUAUAAUCCUGACAGACUUUCAAAAUAG